Molecule: messenger RNA, 1642 nt
Organism: Ruditapes philippinarum (Manila clam)
Lineage: Eukaryota; Metazoa; Mollusca; Bivalvia; Venerida; Veneridae
Product: cytochrome P450 1A2-like
Exons: 1
Coding region: 8-1513 (501 amino acids)
Biological process (GO): hormone biosynthetic process; progesterone metabolic process
Molecular function (GO): heme binding; iron ion binding; steroid 17-alpha-monooxygenase activity
Source: RefSeq, a predicted model, not a curated record
GUUAAAAAUGCUAGACGGUUGCCAAAAUAUUGUGAGCAUAGGUUUAGCGCUCUUAACAUUAUAUUUAUUUGUUCGCUGGGCCAACAUCUUUGUAAAAAAGAAAAGGUAUCCACCAGGACCUUGGGGAUUUCCUAUAGUUGGACAUUUGCCAUUGCUGGGAGGUGAAUUGGAGAAAACAUAUUUACAGUGGUGGAAACAGUAUGGCGAGGUUGUAAGUUUUCGGUUAGGAAGUUGGAAAGCUGUUAUUGUAAAUGGAUACGAUGCGGUGAAAGAUGCAGCAGAAAGAAGCGACGAUGUUUUCUCGGGAAGACCACCACUUUUAUUCAACAAGGCUGUGACCGAGACAUUUGGUGGAUUAAAAUUAAUCAGUUUUGAAACAUUCAGCCCGAAAUUUCUCCAUUUAAAGAAGAUUGCCAGUAGAGCUUUGAAGAAUUACAUGCUCAACUGUGAUUACCCUCACGAGGAUUUAUUUAGAGAUGAAGCUAUUAAAUUGUCAAAUAAACUCUUCAUGCAAGGAAACAAGGAGCCCAUGCAACUAGCAUCUCAUGUUGAACUGGCUGUUGAAAGUAUGGUGUAUCAAAUGUUCUACGGAAAAGGAAAGGAAGAGGAAAUAGAAGCAAACGUGCAGGAAGUCGUUGACGCAAUGUCAUACAUAAACAAGUUUUUAAACGCAGAUAAUUCGGUAAAUUUUAUGCCCUGGUUGCUUUAUCUAAAACAGGGGAAAAUCGAAGAGUUUAAACAAGCUAUAUUGGCAACGGACAAGGUAACUAAGUUGAAAGCAGAGGAACGCAUAGCUACUUUUGAGCAAGGUCAAGUAAGAGAUAUGGUAGAUGCAUUGUUGGCUUUUUCAAACGAAAUGCCUGAAGAAGAAAACGCAGAAUCCUUUCCAAGAGCAUACCUCAUUCAUCAAAGAGUAGCUUUUCAAACUGCUAUAUUCGAUCCUGUUUGUCGUACGAUUCUUUUUAUCAUUCUGUAUUUGACCAAAUAUCCAGAGGUACAGGAACGCGUUAACACAGAAGUAAGUGACGUCAUUGGGAACGAUAAAGCUGUUGGAUAUAAAGAUCGGGACAAUCUGCCGUAUCUAAAUGCUGUUAUUCUUGAGGUGAUGAGGAUAACGAGCCUGGUUCCAACAGCAUUACCACACAGUGCCCUUCAUGACACGAAGUUUCGCGGAUACGACAUCGACAAGGAUACCAUGGUCUUCUUCAACUUGCAUUCUGUUUCACACGAUAAAUUAUUUUGGGGCGAUCCGGAAAGUUUUCGACCAGAAAGACUUUUAAAUGAACAAGGUCAUGUCGACAAGGAGAAACGUUUUCGCAUUCUGUAUUUUGGUGCCGGAAGGCGUAGAUGUAUGGGUGAAAUGAUAGCAAAAAUCCUUGUUUUCAUCACGACUGCAACAUUGAUGCAACGCUGCUCCUUUAAAAAGGCGGAAGGUUGUGACCUGGACACCGAGCCUAUCCGUGGCGCAGUUUAUGGUCCAAAACCAUUUAAGGUCAUCGUUCAAAGCAAAUAGAUCAAAGGACUAUAUUUACUAUAUCUAAUAAGGAAUUAAUUGGGUUUCUUUCAAAGUGGACUAAUAUCAUAUUUACACUUACUCACUUUUAAGCACCUAGAACAUAUAAUAGUCAUCAUGAUGAUAAUA